Ectocarpus sp. CCAP 1310/34 is the source of this 327-nucleotide messenger RNA. Lineage: Eukaryota; Phaeophyceae; Ectocarpales; Ectocarpaceae. The record is from the annotation of a GenBank genome assembly.
CCACAAUCCACCUGCGAAGUAAUCGUCCCCACAAACAACAUGGACAUCAACAAGAACACUGCGAUAGAUAGACAGCGCUUGCGGAGAAACCAGCGGGACCGCAUCUUGUACGCCGAGCGGAGGGCCGCCAACAUCGAAAAGAACGCGGAGAGACGCCGAGACACCAUAUCAAGACAAGCAUCAAAGAACGCCGACGCCAGAGUCACGACAUCAACAAGACAGGCAUCAACGAACGCCGACGCCAGAGUCACGACAUCAACAAGACAGGCAUCAACGAACGCCGAAGCUAGAGGCGGGCAGACCAACGUGCUGCUAGAGGUGCAGUAG